AUGGCCCGAAAACUUAAUAUUCCCCGAGGAGGCUCGAGGCCCUCCAUCAAUUCGACCUCCCAAUUCCCGGUCGACAUCCGAGGAAAAGUUAUCCGACCUAAUCAGAUUAUGGUGUCCUUUGACGUGGCUUCACUAUUCGCUUCCAUCCCGCCGGACCUGGCACGCGACGCUCUUCACAAACAACUCGAAGAUAACUACGACGAAACGGACAGACCCCUAAAAAUCGACCACAUACUGCAACUUUUCGCUUUCUGCCAACAAACCUUUUUCACCUUCAAUGGCAGAACAUACGAGCAGAUCAAAGGAGCACCGAUGGGUUCGCCAAUAUCCAGCCUGACUGCAGAACUAAUCUUGCAGGAGCUGGAAAAAGUCGCCUUCGAUCACUGUGAACCUGCAUUUUGGCGCGGGUACGUGGACAACACGUUCGUUAUAAUCGAAAGGAGCAGACUGACCGACUUUCAAAACCUGCUUAACGGCAUCUUCUCGGACAUUCAGUUCACAAGGGAAGAAGAGCAUGCCGAACAGCUGUCUUUCCAUGACUUUCUCGUCACACGCACACCCAACGGCGAGCUCAGCACCACGGUGUACAGAAAGGCGACUAACACGAUUCAGAUUCUCAACUACCAUAGUUAA
Spirometra erinaceieuropaei is the source of this 633-nucleotide messenger RNA. NCBI's taxonomy places the organism in Eukaryota, Metazoa, Platyhelminthes, Cestoda, Diphyllobothriidea, Diphyllobothriidae. The record is from the annotation of a GenBank genome assembly.